Molecule: messenger RNA, 843 nt
Organism: Closterium sp. NIES-65
Lineage: Eukaryota; Viridiplantae; Streptophyta; Zygnematophyceae; Desmidiales; Closteriaceae
Source: the annotation of a GenBank genome assembly
AUGCAGGGUCGAGGCGUUUUUCUCGCGUUUAACGCGCCUCACAAGUUGUCCUGCACGGAGGGCGGCAGGUCCUCAGGCGUCUCACCGUCCCUUCCCUUGGCUCUUUUCUCCGUCCGCAUCAAGCGCAAGCCGCACCGCUACCGGCCGGGAACAGUGGCAAUAAUGGAGAUUGUGAUGUGCCAGAAGACCACGGACCUCCUCAGCCUCCCGCCCCCCCCUUCCUUUCCCCUCCCACCUAUUGCGUGCCCUUACCGUGCCCUCAGGAGUCAAGCGCAAGCCGCAUCGCCACCGACCGGGAACAGUCUCCCUGAUGGAGAUCAGGAGGUACCAGAAGACCACGGACCUCCUUACCCUCUCUCCCCCCCUCCUCCCCCCCUCCCCCUCCCCUCCCCUUCCUCCCCCUCCUCGCCAGGAGUCAAUCGCAAGCCGCACCGCUAUCGGCCGGGCACAGUGGCGCUCAUGGAGAUCAGGAGGUAUCAAAAGACCGCGGACCUCAUUAACCCCCCAUUCCCUCCCCCCCUUUCCCCUCUCCCCUCCCCUUCCUUUCCCCUUCCUUUCCCCUUCCAUCUAUUGCGUUCUCCUUCCCUUGCUCCAUCAGGCGUCAAGCGCAAGCCGCACCGCUACCGGCCGGGAACAGUGGCACUAAUGGAGAUUAGGAGGUUCCAGAAGACUACAGACCUCCUCAUUCGCAAGCUGCCGUUCAUGCGCCUCGUGAGUUUUGUCUAUGCGACUCGUGAGUUUCAUCAAUCAUCAUCUCCCAGCCCAUGCAAGGAGGUACCAGAAAACCACGGACCUUCUCAUUCGCAAGCUGCCGUUUAUGCGACUUGUAAUCAUCUCAUUUAG